GGUGAGGGGGGCGUCUUCGAGGCGCAGUUAUUGCAUGAUGAAAGGGACAGUGGACUUUACCCCUUCAGCUUCAGCUUCCAUUGAGGCGUUAAUUUGCAGAACAAGGAGCUUCCUUUGUCGGACUUGUAACUAAAGAUGGCCGACCUCCAGGCUAAAUUUGAUACAGCAGCAGCUGAGGUGAAGCAACUGAAGGCGAAGCCGACAGAUGAAGAGAUGCUUCAGGUCUACUCCCUGUUCAAGCAGGCCACUGUGGGUGAUGUCAACACAGCUCGUCCUGGGAUGUUUGAUUUCACGGGGAAAGCUAAAUGGGAUGCCUGGGAGAAGCAGAAAGGCAAGAGCAAAGAGGAUGCCAUGAACGGGUACAUCAACCUGGUGGAGGAGUUAAAGCAAAAGUAUGGAAUCUAAAGUCAGAUAAUAACCACUAACUGGUGGGGCCAACUACCACUGGCUGAGACCACAGCCACUGGUCCUCUCAUCCUGAUGCUGUGAGACACCUUUUAAACUAAGGAGUGUGUCUUUAUACAAUGCAUGUAAAUACCUGGUGGGCCAUUAGUUGUCCCAGUGAGAUUGAAGUGGCCUAAAUAAUCACUGAUGUACGAUCAAAAACUCCACCAGAGUACAGUAAUAUUUUAGUUAAUGUUUUCAAACUAAUAUCUGCACAGAAUCCUGCCAUUUCAAAAUAAAAUAAAUUUUCUCUAAA
Lates calcarifer (barramundi perch) is the source of this 700-nucleotide messenger RNA. RefSeq names its product acyl-CoA-binding protein. The transcript has 4 exons. The coding region runs from base 136 to 405 and encodes 89 amino acids. Gene Ontology annotation, molecular function: fatty-acyl-CoA binding. NCBI's taxonomy places the organism in Eukaryota, Metazoa, Chordata, Actinopteri, Centropomidae. Gene Ontology annotation, biological process: fatty acid metabolic process. The record is from RefSeq and is a predicted model, not a curated record.